Messenger RNA from Lasiosphaeria miniovina, 630 nucleotides. RefSeq lists its product as uncharacterized. NCBI's taxonomy places the organism in Eukaryota, Fungi, Ascomycota, Sordariomycetes, Sordariales, Lasiosphaeriaceae. The coding region runs from base 1 to 630 and encodes 209 amino acids. Gene Ontology annotation, cellular component: mitochondrion. Gene Ontology annotation, molecular function: ferrous iron binding; iron chaperone activity; ferroxidase activity. The record is from RefSeq and is a predicted model, not a curated record. Gene Ontology annotation, biological process: iron incorporation into metallo-sulfur cluster; intracellular iron ion homeostasis. The transcript is spliced from 2 exons.
AUGGCAUCUCAAGGUCUAGGACUCGUUGCUCGAGCGGCCUCGCGAGGUCUCCGGACAUCUCGACUCGUGCGUUUCGGCUCCCCGAGCCUCACGGCAGCUCCGUCUUUCCCCCACCCUGUGGCCCGGUUCCCGUCCGCCGUUGUGACUCCUAGGCUCAUCUCCAACAGCCCCCAGCGCAAAGGCAUCACACCCGACGACAAGCCUCCCCAGCCGAAAGACGUGGACCUCCCCCCGGUCAUCAAGACGCCGGCUGUUAUAACCGACUCCGAGUACCAUUCCGUUGCAGACGAGUACCUGGAGAGGCUUGUCUCGCAUCUGGAGGAUAUCCAGGACACGAGAGAGGAUGUUGAUGUUGAGUAUUCCGCUGGCGUCUUGACCCUCCGCUUCGGGGGAGACAUUGGCACCUACGUCAUCAACAAGCAACCGCCCAACAAGCAGAUCUGGCUGUCGUCCCCCAAGUCGGGUCCGAAGCGCUACGACUACGUCGUUAUGGGCGACGGCCAGCACGAGAAGCAGGACACGGCUUGUGGCGAGUGGCUGUACCUGCGCGACAACUCGACCAUAAACCAGCUCUUCCGUGACGAGCUCGGGAUUGAUCUCAGCAUGCCAGUCGGCGACUACGGAGAGUAG